Messenger RNA from Talaromyces stipitatus ATCC 10500, 1815 nucleotides. Its product is annotated as Hsp70 chaperone (BiP), putative. Gene Ontology annotation, molecular function: ATP-dependent protein folding chaperone; ATP binding. NCBI's taxonomy places the organism in Eukaryota, Fungi, Ascomycota, Eurotiomycetes, Eurotiales, Trichocomaceae. The coding region runs from base 1 to 1734 and encodes 577 amino acids. The transcript has 5 exons. Gene Ontology annotation, cellular component: cytosol; nucleus. Gene Ontology annotation, biological process: protein folding. The record is from RefSeq and is a predicted model, not a curated record.
AUGAGUGAAGAGACCGGCGCAGGCGAGCGCUUUGCCAUUGGUAUUUCCUUUGGAAAUUCCAGCAGUUCUAUUGCGUUCACAGGACCGGAUGGAAAAGCCGAGGUCAUCGCCAACGAAGAAGGAGACCGUCAAAUCCCAUCUAUCCUCUCCUACGUCGAUAGCGAAGAGUUCCACGGUACACAGGCCAAAGCACAGUUGGUCCGUAACUCGAAGAACACUGUCGGAUAUUUCAGGGAUUACCUUGGAAAAGACUUCAAGUCGAUAGAUCCUACUCCUGCUCAUCAGUCGGCGCACCCUCAACAACACGAAUCCACUGUUGCUUUCACAAUUCGAGACACAGACGCCGAAACACCCAGCACCGUCACCGUUUCUGAAAUCACGACCCGCCACCUCCGUCGUCUGAAGCAGUCUGCUUCUGACUUUUUGGGAAAGACAGUCAACGCGGCAGUCAUCACAGUCCCCACAAAUUUUUCUGACGCACAACGUGAGGCGCUUGUUGCAGCCGCCAAGAAUGCCGACAUCGAGGCCCUGCAAUUGAUCCACGAACCGGUCGCUGCUCUAUUGGCCUACGACGCUCGCCCCGACGCUGUCGUCGAGGACAAGCUCGUUGUCAUUGCUGAUUUCGGUGGAAUCCGCUCUGACGUUGCAGUUGUCGCUUCGCGCGGUGGAAUGUACUCUGUCCUUGCGACAGUUCACGACUACGAGUUGGGAGGUGCCAACCUCGAUCAAGUCGUUAUUGACCACUUUGCAAAGGAGUUCAUCAAAAAGCACAAGGUUGACCCUCGUGAGGAUGCUCGUGGUUUGGCCAAGUUGAAGCUCGAAGGUGAGGCUACGAAGAAGGCCUUGAGUAUUGGUACCAAUGCCACAUUGAGUAUUGAAAGUCUGGUUAAUGGUAUCGACUAUGGCUCGACUAUCAACCGUACAAGAUAUGAGCUUCUUUCUGGAAAGAUUUUCUCUCAAUUCACUGGAUUGGUUGAGUCUGCCGUCAAGAAGGCCGAACUCGAUGUUUUGGAUAUCGACGAGGUCAUUCUUGCCGGUGGUACCUCCCACACACCCAAGAUUGCCCGUCUCCUCCAAAACGUCUUCCCCGAAAAGACCAAAGUCCUGGCCCCCUCCACAACCCCCUCAGCCAUCAACCCCUCCGAACUCUCUGCGCGUGGCGCCGCCUACCAAGCCUCUUUGAUCCAAGAAUUCGACAAAGAGGACAUCGAACAAUCACUCCACCCCAUGGUCACCGUAACCCCUCAUCUCAGCAAGACAAUCGGCGUACAACUCGUCUCUGCCGACGAAAACGCCGAAGAUGCUGUUUUCGCUCCUUUAGUCAACGCCGAGACAGCCCUCCCAGCUCGACGAGUGGCUCAAUACACCGUGCCCAAGGAAGGCGGCGAUGUCCUUGUGCGCAUCAGCGAAGGCGAACGCGAAAUCAAAGUAACCAAACCCGAACCCAAACCCAAGGCCGAAAAAUCCGAAAAGGACGAGGAAGACUCAGACUCAGACUCAGACUUCGACUCCGACGAAGACGAGGAAGAAGAAACUCGAGAAAUUAUCUGGAAAUCGACAAAGACCAUCGCCGAAGCUGCUAUCAAGGGCGUCAAGGCUGGUGGCAAAGUCGAGGUUACUAUAAACAUUAACCCUGAUCUCGGAUUGCAAAUUACUGCGCGCGAAGUCGGUGGAAAGGGUGGUGUGAGACUUGCUGUUGAAGCUCCUCAAGCUAGCGCAAAUGGAUCUGCUUAAAGCAUUGAAGUGGAGGUUCAAAUGAUAUGAAGAAAAGUCGAGAAAAAGAAAGUGCGUUGUAAAAUGUCUUUGGAGAUGUGG